AUGUCUUCGUUUUCACCCCUCAUCGUCUCGUCGCAUCACACUAAGUGCCUCUCAGCCACCGAGAUUGGCACAGCCGUCUCGUACUACGCCAUCAUGUCCCCUCUGAGCUUCCGGUGGACUCGCAAGCGGGGUCCCCACAUCAUCCUGGCCAUCUGGGUGGUGGCUGCGCUGUUGUCUAGCGUGCAGUUCGUUCAUGGCCGAGCCACUCCCUUCACCUGGGCCGACGGCACCUACUACGACUGCCACGAAAACUGGGACGAGAAGGCCGGAAAGGUGUACACGGCUGUGAUAUUCACGGUGACCUUCCUGACCCCCAUGCUGGUGCUCACAUUCACCUACUCGUCUAUCGGCUGGAAGAUGUGGCGCCACACGUCACCUGGUAACGCCGACAUCCAGCGCGACCAGCAGCAACUCACGGCUAAGAUGAAGGUUGUCAAGAUGCUUGCGACGGUGGUGCUGAUGUUCGCCGUGUGCUGGCUGCCGAUUCACCUGAUGAACCUGAUAUUGUACUUCGACCGCGCCGCCAUGCAACCAGACACGACGGAGCAGGAGUACCUGUACAUCGCGGCCUUCUUCUCCUGCCACUGGUUCUCGAUGGCCAACAGCUUCGUCAACCCUAUAAUCUACUGCUUCAUGAGCGACAACUUCAGAGUUGACCUUCGACAGCUGAUGAUGAGCUGCUGUUCCCCAUUGGCGGAGCACGCGAGCCGCACCUUGACCAAGCGCAGCUGCUCGCACGGCGGCUCCCUCCGAAGCAGCACGAUAGUAAUGUCCACUGCCGCUGCAGGCGCCAACCACGUGGGCGCCUCGAGCCUGCGCCGGCACCAACGCUGCGACGGCUUCCACGCUUCGUCCACUGUCAUGGUGCCCCUGCGUAACCUAGGUCUCUCUGGACAGCAUGCUAACUCGGGCGGCGGCGUUGGCGGUGGAGGCCCAUCCACCCGGGUUCCGAUUUACGCGUAG
Dermacentor silvarum is the source of this 963-nucleotide messenger RNA. RefSeq names its product RYamide receptor. Gene Ontology annotation, molecular function: G protein-coupled receptor activity; peptide binding. Gene Ontology annotation, cellular component: membrane. The record is from RefSeq and is a predicted model, not a curated record. Gene Ontology annotation, biological process: G protein-coupled receptor signaling pathway. NCBI's taxonomy places the organism in Eukaryota, Metazoa, Arthropoda, Arachnida, Ixodida, Ixodidae. The transcript has 5 exons. The coding region runs from base 1 to 963 and encodes 320 amino acids.